Molecule: messenger RNA, 3700 nt
Organism: Amphibalanus amphitrite
Lineage: Eukaryota; Metazoa; Arthropoda; Thecostraca; Balanomorpha; Balanidae
Product: extracellular serine/threonine protein kinase four-jointed-like
Exons: 2
Coding region: 354-1814 (486 amino acids)
Biological process (GO): cell-cell signaling
Source: RefSeq, a predicted model, not a curated record
GCCGCUGUCCGCCGCGAGUUGGGACCGCCCGUACCGCGCCGCCCCGCCGACGAGCAGCGUCUCGCCGGACUGUGUUCAGCUCAGGAGACCACGGGACGUGCCCUGUCGCUCCCCGGCGCAGCACACACCGGCCGACCCCGACCGCCGCCGAGUUUCAUGGUGCAGGUGCGGCAUCAGCGCCCCCAGCCGGCCAAGCUCCGCCCCGCGCCGCCGCCGCCGGCACACUCCCCAGCUGGAGCGGCCGCGCCGCGCCGGCAGCAGCAGUCGGGCUCGAGCCGCCGCCGCGAGAGCACGCCCCCGCCGCCGCUGCCGCCGCGUCCGCUGCCCAUGUGAGCUGGCCACACCGCCCCACCAUGAGCAAGCAGGAGCUGUUCGGAGUGCGCGUGUCCGCGUCGCGGACCUCCAAGGCGCUGUGUGUCAUCACGGCCGGAGUGGCGUUCGUCCUGGGCACGGUACUCGGCGUGCUGAUCCCGCUGUACGUGCUGCCGCCGCUGUCCUCCACUGCUGAGGUGCGGCCCGGCCCCCAGACGGUCGUCCAGGACUACGCCAGCGCGCGGGACAACGCGCUGGAGACGCUGACGCCACGACCGUCUCCGGUGCCGCCGCGCGCCGUGAUGCCGUCCAUGGACGAGGUGCACGUCAUCGAUGUGUCGUCAGUGACGCCUGGCGUCAUCGAGUCGGAAGAGACACUGUCGCCGCCGCUGUCAGCCGACGAGGUGAGAGCUGAGAUGGAGAUUGAGGUCGUCGAGCUGGAGCAGUUCGCGACGACGACGACAGAAAAGGAGAUGAUGACCACUACAACCACGACGACAACGACGACGACGAUGGCGACGACGGCCUCCCCGGCGCCGUCGUCAAGUCUAACAGACGGCAUCUUCUGGAACAACGCCGUCGAGGAUUCGCUUCCUCCUGGCUUCAACGACGAGGCCGUGGCGGCGUGGCACGAGUUCUGCCAGCACUCAGCCUUCAUCAAGGUGGAGGAGGGCUGUGGUCGCAUGCAGAACCGUCUGCUGACCUUCGAGAACGGCACACAGUCGUGUUGCCGCUACCGUCAGAACUUUGACCAGAUCCAGGGCGAGAUCUUCAGCUUCCUGCUGAGUCGAGAGCUCGGGAUCCGGAACCUGCCGCCAACGUCGAUGCUGCUGGUGGAGCCCGCUGAGUGGCAGUGGUCGGCGGUGCGCGCCCAACUGAACCUGGCCCAGUGGGCAGAGCAGCGGCCCGUGGUGCUCACCAAGUUCCAGGAGCACCUGGAGCAGGCCUACAUCCCGGAGCCGCUGCGCACCACCGAGCGCCGCCUGCACCCGACCGACCUCGACCUGGCCGGUCUCAAACUGCGCGAGCACCGCCAGCAGGUCCACGAGCUGGCGCAGUGGUCCGACCUCAUCGUCUUCGACUAUUUGACCGCCAACCUAGACCGCAUCGUCAACAACCUCUACAACCAGCAGUGGAACCCGUCCAUGAUGGACGCGCCGGCGCACAACUUGGCGCGCGACCCGGCCACCGGCCUGCUGAUCUUCCUCGACAACGAGUCGGGCCUGCUGCACGGGUACCGGCUGCUCGAUAAGUACGAGACCUACCACCGCACCAUGCUGGAUGCGCUGUGCGUGUUCCGCCGCCAGACGGUGCACAAGAUCCGGCAGCUGCGCGACGAGGGCAACAUCGGUGAGUUGCUGAGACGGAUGUUCCGUCAGCGGCAUCCCGAGCUGCUCAACUUCCUGCCCACGCUGCCCGAGAAGAGCAUCAAGAUCCUGAACGCGCGGAUCAGGAACGUGGCAGACGUGAUGGACAGGUGUGAGAGGACUUACGCCAGCUAGUGGCGCUCGCUGCCGCGGGACGCUCAGACACAGUGCUUUAAGCGGUCGCGGCGCCGCCACGCUGGCUGCCGCGGUCCACUCGCGAGUGAUUGUUGACAGGUCAGGUCAGUGAAACCGUUUCCGGUCGCCUCUGUGGUCGCCCCGGUCGCUUCCAUUCGCGCCCGUUCGCUCCGUCCGUUCAGCCGUGUCCCCGUUCGCUCUAAUCUCGUCCUUUUGUUUAACUAGCGGUCACGCUUUCCUUCGCUCUGCCGCGCCGCACGGUGGGUCCAUUUUGUUGGCCGCCACAGCUGCUCGUUUUGUCGGUAAUUGAGAGCGUUGUCGGCAAGCCGGUGAUUAUCUGGCUGCUCGGUCCGCCCUGCGGUCUGGCCUCCCAAUCAUAUCCGACAGCGGGCCAUCAGCGGACGGCUGACGAGCUCGCGCCGCGUCGGCCACUCCCCUUCCAUUCAGCGGCACGGAGCGGCCGCCGGCGCAGCUAUAACAAACCGGUCCGGGGCGCGCCGGCGGCCUCUGUCGUCCCCGCUCUGCCGACCCGCCGGUCUCCGCUCGGUCCCCGCCUUUGUGUCACCUGGCAGGACGGCGGCCCGUCCGCCGCCGGCUGCCCCCUGCGCCGCCGCCGCCGCCGCCACCCCUGGGACCGGGCCGUCUCGACGCUAUUUGGAAGGGUCGCCCAGUGAUUUACGCGCCGCUCGCCGCUGCGCUCGGCGGCAUUCCUCGGCGCACCAGGAAUGCGCCCCGGAUGGGUCCGAGCCCAGCCCGGCUGAUGUCGGAGAUGGGCGCGGUGCGCGGGAGGCCGCGGUGGGCGGGGGCGGCCCCGGCCGGUCACAGAGGUCGCCGAGUUGCACUCUUCAGUCGCGGCCGGCCCUCUCAGCUCGCCGCCGCGUUGGGUUUAUUGGCCAUUGCGGCGGUCGGCGCCGGCGGCCGGCACAGAGGACUGAGUGCCCGAGUAAUGGCGCUAAUGUGAGAGUUAGCGUAAACAAAGCGGACGCAUUAGGACACCGUCGAUUAAGAUGCAAUCAAGUCGGCUCAUUGCCGGACCCCACAGACUUCAUUAGGUGCCGACUGUCUAUCAUUCCCGGCGAUCGUUUCGCGCCGGUCUGUGUCGCGCCGACAGGAGGCGACUGGCCCGCUGUCAGCGCUCCUCUCCUGCUCGGGUCUCUCUUGUGAUCGGAGCGGACAGGCCCGACAGCGGGCCGGCGUUUUUCCGCGCCCGCCGCGACCGGCCGGCGAUGCUUUCGACGAUAGGGUCGCUAACACUGACCUAAUCACGCACUAUCUCCGACACACGCAGGCCGACGCGCUUUAUCGCGCGCUCUCUGCUCUCGCUCAACUCCUGUGCGCGUUACGCGGCGGCGCUGGAAGCACCGGGGCGGCAUGCAGGACAAGUAUUCGGGCGGGUGCGUGUGCGUGCACCGGCGCGCGUGCAGAAUGACUGCUGGGACGGGCUUGAAGCGGGGUAACAUUGGCUCGAUUCGAGCAUCCAUCAACUGUGAUAUCGAUAACUCAUAUUGCCCAUAUCGUUCGUCUUGUUACUUGCGUGUCCAUGCCAUGUUUUCGUUAGCUCAGUCAUAUUUAACAUUAUCGUGUGGUGGUAUGCAUGUGGAGUGGGAGUUGACCACGGAGUGCGGGCUCGUGUAUUCGUCAGGGCCUCCUGGGCCGGACCACUAUUUGCAUUCUCUUCCAGCUCUGCCGCAGAACCCGUUCAAACAGGCAGUCAAGUUUUUGUGCUAGUCUGAUUCAAUAGUGUAUGUGUGAAGUGUAAGUAUACACUGCGCCGGCCGUCACUGUAUGUAUGUGUGCAUACGUGGGCGGUGCGGCCGCGCCCCACACGACGUCGCUAUUUCUCCAUGUGUGUGUGUGUGUGUACAUAAUAUAUGACGAAGAAUUGA